Molecule: messenger RNA, 1625 nt
Organism: Nanorana parkeri
Lineage: Eukaryota; Metazoa; Chordata; Amphibia; Anura; Dicroglossidae
Gene: RCOR1
Product: REST corepressor 1
Exons: 12
Coding region: 42-1346 (434 amino acids)
Biological process (GO): negative regulation of DNA-templated transcription; regulation of transcription by RNA polymerase II
Cellular component (GO): histone deacetylase complex; transcription regulator complex
Molecular function (GO): transcription corepressor activity
Source: RefSeq, a predicted model, not a curated record
CAUUUUUUUUUCUUUUUGCCACCACCAUUCCAUUGCCAGCCAUGAUAGAGAAGGGGGCAGCGGAGGUGUCGGGCAAGAGGAGAGGCAGGGGCAACGCCGCCAGCAGCAAAAGUUUGGCCCCCAACGGGCACGCCAGCAACUCGUGGGAGGAAGGCAGCUCGACCUCGUCCAGCGAUGAUGAGCAGGGUGGCGGUGGCAUGAGGGUGGGCACCCAGUACCAGGCGGUGGUGCCAGACUUCGACCCGGAAGUGGCAAAAACCUGCCAAGAACGCGAGAACCUCGGCAUGUUGGUAUGGUCUCCUAACCAGAACUUGUCAGAAGCCAAAUUGGAUGAAUAUAUCUCAGUUGCAAAAGAGAAGCAUGGAUAUAACAUGGAGCAGGCACUUGGCAUGCUUUUUUGGCACAAACAUAACAUAGAAAAAUCGCUGGCAGACUUGCCCAACUUCACCCCAUUUCCCGAUGAAUGGACCGUGGAGGACAAAGUCUUGUUUGAACAAGCUUUUGGCUUUCAUGGAAAAACCUUUCAUAGGAUCCAGCAGAUGCUUCCUGAUAAAUCUAUUGCCAGCCUAGUAAAAUUUUACUAUUCCUGGAAAAAGAGUCGCUCUAAGACCAGCGUGAUGGAUCGUCAUGCUCGCAAGCAGAAGCGUGAACGGGAAGGAAGCGGAGAUGAGACGGAGGAACCAAUCAGCAGCAGCAACAACCCGACGGAUAUGGAGGUCGACCCACAAAAGGAACCCAAGAAAGAAGUAAUUUCUCCUAAGAAUGACACAGUCCCGCAUGUGAAGAAGGAGAAACACCCAUCUCAAGCUAAAAACAGAGCCAAACGGAAGCCUCCGAAGGGGAUGUUCCUGUCACAGGAAGAUGUAGGAGCCAUCUCUGCCAACGCCAAUGCUGCUACCACUAUGCUGAAACAGCUGGAUAUGGAACUGGUCUCCAUUAAGAGACAGAUUCAAAAUAUCAAACAGACAAACAGUGCACUCAAGGAGAAGCUACAGGGAGGAGUUGAGGAGUACAGAGUCGCUGAGGUUCCACAGAAAUUUAAUGCUCGCUGGACAACAGAGGAACAGCUUCUUGCUGUUCAAGCGAUCCGAAAAUAUGGCCGGGAUUUCCAAGCAAUUUCGGACGUCAUAGGGAACAAAUCGGUUGUCCAAGUGAAGAAUUUUUUUGUCAAUUACCGAAGACGCUUUAAUAUUGAUCAGGUUUUACAGGAAUGGGAGGCGGAGCACGGAAAGCCGGAGGAGAACGGUGACUGCCUCGAGAAGCCUAUAAAAUUACCUGACACUGCUAUAAAGAUGUCCGAUGAAGAGGACGAGGGCUCUCCUCUUGAUGUCAGAUUUUCUUCAUGAGAAAACAAGAACUGCUUAGUCUUGACUACUUAAUUUGCCCAGAACUUCAGGUAUUACGAGGACUUCAACCAGCUAUGCUCAUCAUGCGUUGUGGACAAGCAGCUAUUUACCAAAAAGGCAAACAACUUCCGGCCCUUUUAACAUAUCUGCCUUAAUCACCUCCAGUUCCCCCUCACAGACGGCUUUCUGCUGUCAUCACCGAGGAUAAAACAGAGUCAUCGGCAUCUUGUAUCGGGACAAUCUCCCCCAUCACCUUGUAAAUAUUCACCCUGAUGAUGA